UCUAUUUUCCCCCAGCCCAUUGAUUUGUAUAUGAAAACAUAGCGCUUUUAUUCUCCCCCCUUCUGGGCUCUGCUUCUGAGUGAUCAGCUGAUGAAGAGACUAGCAGCUCGCCGCUAUGCUGGCUUGCUAAUUCUCUCCCCCACAGCUGCAGCCGAUCCUGAUAGCCAGCCUGCAGAUUGCAGUCAGCCUGAGGCAGCAGAGAACGGUUCCCUGGAGGAGAUGGAAGAGGACAUCAGUCUAAAGAAGCGUAAAAGUGAUCAUCAUGGGGAGAAAGAACUGCAGGCCGGGCAGGAAACUGGUGAAAAGGUGAAAAGGAAGCGAGGACGCCCACCUGCUGAGAAACUGCCUCCAAACCCACCUGAACUCACCAGAACACUGAGCACACUGGUAGAUAUGGUUAUCAACUACAAGGACGGGUUGGGGCGACAGAUCAGCAAAGGCUUUGUGCAGCUUCCCUCUAAGAAGGAGGUACCGGAGUACUAUGAGCUGAUCCGGAAGCCUGUCGACUUCAGGAGGAUCAGGGAACGUGUGCGUAAUCACAAAUACAGAAGUGUGGGGGAUUUGGAGAAGGAUAUUUUCCUCCUGUGUCACAAUGCUCAGACUUAUAACCUGGAGGGAUCUCAGAUCUACGAGGAUUCAAUUGUCAUAAAGUCUGUUUUCGAGAGCGCGAGACAGCGAAUCGUCACGGACGAGGAACAGAAAGUGACGGUUCGCGCCAGUCCCAGCGAUAAUGGUGGCGGAGCUGAAGACCAAUUUGUUCCAUCAGCAGUGCAGCUAAAGAAGGGGAAGAAACACGAAAGGAGCAGAAAUGCCAUGGCUAAGAGGCUUCACAGUGAUUUAGACAGUGAUGAGGAUCUAGAGGAUAACACCACAAAAGAUGAAGGUUGAACUGAAGAGCCCUCCAUUUUUUCAUUCAUGUUUAUUCUCUACCACGUCCCUUUUCAUUGGUUUCCUCUCUUUUUCUAAACAAAAGAAAGGAACAUAUAACGUGAAGGACGACUCAAAGAGAGCCACUUAUGGAACAAUGCUUUUUCUUUACGAUGACUCACAUAGUGCUGUUCUUUUCAGUUUGCUGGUCUUUUAUUACAAUUUCCCCUUUUCUUUCUGCCUUAGUCUCUGUGAUUGCUUCUGAAAAUAUUACGUAAAACACCAGUUUUCUCUCUGACUGUUUUUAAUCAAUAUAUUUGAUUGUAUGAAAUGCCUUCAUUUGUCUUUGGAGCAUGGUGUGUGUGUUCUCUCCUGAAGCUGGCUCCUCCAGAGUAGCACCUGCUGAUGAUGUGUUCAGGGCUUGAGAAGUGGGAAGGUGUUUUUAAAGAAAAUAACAACAACACUGUAAAAAAAAAUCUCUGAAUGUGAUUUUUAGAGAUAAUACAUCUUUGAUAAAAUACAAAAAAACAUAGAGGAAGUAUGAAGUCAAAGAGACUUGACGGUUACUAGUACUUAUAGUUAUACUUUUGUCUGUUUCUGAUACUUGAUGGAAUAUGUUUGGGUCUAAUCAAGGGUACUCAAGUUGAACAUUUGUACCCCUUGUGCUACAGUAUAUUAACAUAUUGUACAGUUUGUGUGAAAAUGAAGUAAAAAUCUAAAUUUCUUUUAAUUUACUCUCCUGGUUGUUGGGCGGGGGGGUG
Messenger RNA from Cottoperca gobio, 1628 nucleotides. RefSeq names its product probable global transcription activator SNF2L2. The coding region runs from base 91 to 888 and encodes 265 amino acids. Lineage: Eukaryota; Metazoa; Chordata; Actinopteri; Perciformes; Bovichtidae. Gene Ontology annotation, molecular function: chromatin binding; protein binding. The transcript has 6 exons. Gene Ontology annotation, biological process: chromatin remodeling; transcription elongation by RNA polymerase II. The record is from RefSeq and is a predicted model, not a curated record. Gene Ontology annotation, cellular component: RSC-type complex.